Oreochromis niloticus (Nile tilapia) is the source of this 1769-nucleotide messenger RNA. RefSeq names its product transmembrane protein 271 (gene tmem271). Lineage: Eukaryota; Metazoa; Chordata; Actinopteri; Cichliformes; Cichlidae. The record is from RefSeq and is a predicted model, not a curated record. Bases 908 to 1699 code for a protein of 263 amino acids. The transcript has 2 exons.
GAUCCAUUAGAAAUGUGAGGAGAGAUGCCGUGGACUCCAAUCAGCGGCCGUCUGGCCUCCAGAUUUGGAUGUUUCAGCACCGCGGACAGCGCACAGCCUCGCUCAGCUCCUCUCGUCUUACUGAUGCUUGAUGAUUUGUGAUUUCCAGAAAGAUCUGCCUGACAAAAACAAGUCCUAAGAGAAACAGAGACCUGGUGGGCUUUUCGUUAUUUUUAUUUAGCUCAUAUUAAGGAUUAUUUUGUUUCCGCCAAAAAUCAGUUUAACAACAGGAACACAGGUUACCGCUCGCCUAAAUUAAAUUCCUCACCUCGCAGUCACUCCUGCAGAACUGAACUGACUACGAGCCUGAAGGUUUGAAGUGUAUAAAAAAAGAAAAAAGAAAUCAUUUCAUGUUCCCGAACACCAGUCGCGCUCACAAUUGUUUUGAUCACCCACCAAAAGUCGCUCACUCGCCUUUCCAUUUAACACAACGUCACUGUAAAGUCUCUACGUGGCACCUCAGGCACACUUAUAGCCCCUGUAGGAGUGUUCUUGGGGCCUGCGGGUCAUUGGUCAACAGGACGCUCGAGCAUCUCCGGCUGUAGCAGCCGCCUCCUUCUCUGCCACAAAACCCCGCACACGGCAUUCAAGCCGGAGACUUGGCGGACUGCACUCUCUCCUCAGGAGGAAAAAGGAAAAGCAACAUAAAAAAAACUUUUGCUCGGGAGUGAGAUGGGCGGCUAAAGCUGAUCUUGGCGGCGGGCAUGCGAGAGAGACGCCGCAGCGGCGAGGAUCGCCCGCUCUGAACCGGAGGAGUCACCGGCAGAUGAUGUCCCGAUGUGAGAGUGCUUCCAGAGGAGACGGAGGAGAGGACGCAGGAGGAUGAAGAGCGGGGGAGAGGGAUCGAGAGCGGCAGAGGUGGAAUAUAAUGAAGUUGAGUGGGAAAGGACUGUGCACCGUCCUCUCCAGCACCCUCCUCUUCGUGUGCGCCCUGAGCGAAGUUGUCGUUGGAUUAAGAUGCGUCUCGUUGGGAUCUACGGUGAAAGCGCAUUUCCACCUCGGCUCCACGGCCGGGGCUUUCUACUCCGGGCUACUUGUGGGAAUCGGGCAAGUCAUGCUGGGAACCGCGCUGGUGUGUUGCACGGACAAGCCCGGCUGCAGGAAUUUCUUUCUCCUCGGUGUUGUGGUCUUCUUGUUGGGGGUCCUCACCGCCUUCUCUGGCGCGGUGGUGGACGGGGACACGGCUUCUCUGGUGGAGAGGAAAUAUUCCCAUUACUGCUUCCACUCUGUGGUGCUGAACCCUGCCUGCGAGCAGCUGAGGGAUUACCAGCGGAGUUUGGUCAUCUCCACUGUUCUCAGCACGUUGGAGUGCCUCCUCGGGCUCAUCAACCUGGUGAUCAUCAAAAGGUACAAAACAGCGCAGUUUUCUAGGAGCAGACAGUGUCAGAGGCAGAGCGCCGGGGCGAUCAUCUUCAGCGAGGAGCGGGACUGCUCCUCGGCGGAUUUCCAGCCGGUGUCUUACAUCAACCUGGGUGUUUUUAGUGUGUUUGACGAGACAGGUGCAGAAGUGCAGUGCGGGGGACACCCGUCAAUCGAGCUGCCGGGAUACUCGCCCACGGACCCGGAGCUCAAUCAUUGCUUCCCUUUCUCCUACCCGCUCCCCAGUGAACUGCCACCCGCAUACGAAGACAUUUUCCCCGCUGAGGCAUGCAACACAUAGCCGCUCUGGAGCAGCCCCGGCAGCGCUUCUCUCUGCUGUGACAAUCAAUGACUUUACGCUUUAAAAAAAA